AUGAUGUUCCCCAGUGUCAUUGCCCCUUCAGCCAUGUAUCCGGGCCUCCUGCGACCGACCCCAACUCUGACUCUGCCCCAGUCUCUGCAAUCCGCCUUUUCCUCGCACGCAGUCGGGGCCAGUUUCCUGGUGGAGGACUUGCUGAGGAUCAGUCGGCCAAGCGGUUACGUACCCCGCUCUGUGACCCACGGCCUCCCGGGGAACUCCGGCCCGGUGUCACCUGAACAGGUCAGCCUGGGCAGCUCGGGACCGGCCGGGAGCUGUUCCCCGCUCCCUGCCGUUUCUCCUAGAAACGAUUCGAGUCACCUCAAGUUCGGUGUUCACGCUAUCCUUUCGUCAACUCCAAGAACCGAAACGCCCCAUCCGCUGAUGCAGGGACUCUCCAGGCCGAAGACAUUGAGCUUCCCUUACUUUGAAGGCACUUUCCAGCCCUUCCUCCGCUCCUCAUACUUACCAGUUUCUUCCUCAGUGGUGCCUAUCCCUGGGACUUUCUCUUGGUCCCUGGCCACUCGGGGCAAACCCAGGAGAGGGAUGCUACGCCGGGCUGUUUUCUCGGACGUGCAACGGAAAGCUUUGGAAAAGAUGUUUCAGAAACAGAAGUACAUCAGCAAGCCCGACAGACGCAAACUGGCAGCCAAGCUGGGACUGAAAGACUCCCAGGUGAAGAUUUGGUUUCAGAAUAGAAGAAUGAAGUGGAGAAAUUCGAAAGAAAGGGAGCUGCUGUCCGCUGGGGGCUGCCGAGAGCAAACCUUACCCACAAAGUUGAACCCUCACCCUGAUCUCAGCGACGUGGGUAAGAAGUCACCCUGUGGGCACCUCUCCGGGGACGAGGAGGAGACCAGUUACAGGGACAGUCCCAAAUCUUCCAUAUGUCACUCGCCAGGGUACAAGGAUAACAUGGACACACACUUUCACCUGUUAUCACACCAACGCACUGACCCCCACACGUACUUCUCAGAAGAGGAGGACAAAGAGGAGGAAAUAACCGUCUCAUAA
Hemiscyllium ocellatum (epaulette shark) is the source of this 996-nucleotide messenger RNA. RefSeq names its product homeobox protein DBX1-like. Gene Ontology annotation, biological process: cell differentiation in spinal cord; regulation of transcription by RNA polymerase II. NCBI's taxonomy places the organism in Eukaryota, Metazoa, Chordata, Chondrichthyes, Orectolobiformes, Hemiscylliidae. Gene Ontology annotation, molecular function: DNA-binding transcription factor activity, RNA polymerase II-specific; DNA binding. The record is from RefSeq and is a predicted model, not a curated record. Bases 1 to 996 code for a protein of 331 amino acids. The transcript has 4 exons.